Molecule: messenger RNA, 1104 nt
Organism: Rotaria socialis
Lineage: Eukaryota; Metazoa; Rotifera; Eurotatoria; Philodinida; Philodinidae
Source: the annotation of a GenBank genome assembly
AUGGGAAACAAUAAAAUAGUUUUUAAUAAAUCACAAGAGGUUACGAAAAUAUCUCGUGAUUCAAAUGCCUACAUUAAUUAUGCUGACCUUGACGAAGUUCUUCGAGUCGUUAUUGGAAAUAAUGGCGACGCUAUUUAUAAAGAAUCAAAUGAAUGCCCAGGCGGUCUUAAAUGGACUAAAACAGGUACGACAAUUAUUGGCAGUGGUUCGGGUACAGGCCCAGAUCAAUUAAAUCUUCCAGACGGUAUAUUUAUAGAACCAAAAACACAAAUUUUGUACGUUACGGAUGCGUCCAAUAGUCGCAUUCAAAAACGUUACCCUAAUGGCAAUAUAGAAACAGCUGCGGGCCAGUCAGAUGGCACCAGUGGAAAAGCAGCAAAUAUGCUAUCAGGUCCGUCAGAUGUUUUUGCAGAUGAAAAUGAAAAUGUAUUCAUUGCUGAUUGGGGUAAUCAACGAAUUCAAUUUUGGGAGAAGGAUGCCAAAAGUGGGAAAACAGUCGCAGGGAAUGGUAGUAGAGGUUCAGCAUUAAAUCAAUUUAGUUAUCCAAGUACAGUUUUCUUUGAUUCCAAGAAAAAUAUAAUAGUGAGCGAUUAUGAAAAUCAACGUGUAACCCAAUGGCCAUUCUCUUUUGAUCCAAAAACAUCGAUUGGCUCAAUCAUAGCUGGUGGUAAUGGUGCUGGUCUCAAUCCAUAUCAAUUGAAUAGUCCAACUGGUUUAUAUUACGAUGAACAAAAUCAAAUUUUAUACAUAUCGAAUGAAGCAUCGCAUUCAAUUACACAAUGGGUUCUUGGAAGCUACGAACCUCGUAAUAUUUAUGCUGGUAUACCCGGAAGACCUGGAAACAGUGCAGCACAAUUGUUCUAUCCGGAAGGUAUUACUAUUGAUAAAUAUGGUAAUUUAUAUGUUGCUGAUACUUCUAAUCAUCGAAUACAGAUGUUUUGUCCAAAUGCUAUACAAGGCAUAACAAUUGCAGGUACUGGCCAACUUGGCAAUAGUAGUAGUGAAUUGAGUUAUCCGGGUGAUAUUGCAUUUGAUUCAGAACUUAAUUUGUAUGUUUCGGAUCGAUAUAAUAAUCGUAUACAAAAGUUUGGAAGAAUUCAUUGA